This is a messenger RNA of Cricetulus griseus (Chinese hamster), 408 nucleotides long. The record is from RefSeq and is a predicted model, not a curated record. NCBI's taxonomy places the organism in Eukaryota, Metazoa, Chordata, Mammalia, Rodentia, Cricetidae.
AUGAUGCUCCCCUUCUUCUGGCUAAUUCUCCUGGUUCUCCCAUGGGUAGACACCAGUGUCAACAGUACCAGCGUGGGGGACAACAGUACCAGUAUGAACUCUCGGGAGCUCUUAGUCUACAAACAAUAUGUGGGUAACUGCACAUUUGUGAUCGUUCAGCCUCCACCAACGGUUAUAAUAAGACGGCUUCCAAGCACCAACAGCUUCUACUAUUCCCUCUGCUGCUCAGGUAUUUAUUGCAAUGAGGGAGGACCUACUAAUGUAGAGAGGGACUUGUUACCUCCUGUUGUGUUUGAAGAACAAGUUAUUGCCAGAGCUGUGUAUCUGGUAGAGUCCAAUCUUCUCCUGAGCCUUGCCUUAAUCUUCUCCUGCAGCAUACUGAGCCAAGAAACCCUCCAUGGUGUGUAA